This is a messenger RNA of Scophthalmus maximus (turbot), 970 nucleotides long. RefSeq names its product mitochondrial ribosomal protein S24 (gene mrps24). Gene Ontology annotation, cellular component: mitochondrion. Bases 233 to 808 code for a protein of 191 amino acids. Gene Ontology annotation, biological process: translation. The record is from RefSeq and is a predicted model, not a curated record. The transcript has 5 exons. Lineage: Eukaryota; Metazoa; Chordata; Actinopteri; Pleuronectiformes; Scophthalmidae.
CCGGUGGAAACAGAUACCUGGCUACUGAACAAACAGUUCCAGUUUACAGGCACAUUAUUCGUGAAAAAUAUAAUGCAAUUUUGCGAUUUAGACGCGAGUUUAAAAAAAACAUUUUUUGGAAACAUAGUUGUAACUCCCCUUGAAAACCACAACGAUAUUGAAAAACAAACAAGUCAGAGAUUAGCGUUAGCUCUUUUAUUUAGCAUAGUCCGAUAACAACGGAUCAGAAAACAUGGCGGUGUCCUUGAGCAGCACAGGCAGCGCGAGGCUGCUGGGCGCCUUAAUCAGGGCCGGAUCAUUAUGCAGCUCGUCUGGAAGCAGAGGUCUCCAUGUCACCGCAGUGUGCUGCAAGAAUCGAGCUGCUCGUAUCCGAGUGGGGAAAGGAGACAAACCCUUGACCUAUGAGCAAGCACUUCACCCUCAUCACAUUGGCCAUCGCAAGGGAUGGCUGUCACAACAUACCACAACAGCUCUUCUUGUUCAGGAAGCCAGGUGUCAUGAGGAAUUUACACUUUUUCAGUUCAGUAACCUCAAAGGAGAAGAGGGAGCAGCUGAACGUACCAUAGAGGACGUGUUCAUAAGGAAAUUCAUGUUUGGGACUUUCCAUGGCUGCCUGGCCAAUGAGAUUGUGAUCAAGAGGCGUGGCAACUUGCUCAUCGUGUGUGCUUUAAUGUUACAGCAGCUCCCACCAAUGAAGUUUUACUUCUUAAUUGGCUACACUGAGUCAAUACUGUCUCACUUCUACAAAUGUCCCGUCAAGUUAGAGAUUCAGACCCUGCAGGAGAAAGCUGUGUACAAGUACCUUUGAUGCAACUGUUCAGUGUCAAUACAGAAUAAAUGUUUCUCCUUGAGAUAAUCUACCACAAGCUGCAGUUUAAUAUUGUAUUCAAUUAUAACUCAUCUUCAUUCUUACACACUGAAUGAUGCCACCUGUUUAUAGUUCCCCCAUAAAUAAAAGAGAAUGCAAUCA